Messenger RNA from Ixodes scapularis (black-legged tick), 1545 nucleotides. RefSeq lists its product as uncharacterized. Bases 1 to 1545 code for a protein of 514 amino acids. Lineage: Eukaryota; Metazoa; Arthropoda; Arachnida; Ixodida; Ixodidae. The record is from RefSeq and is a predicted model, not a curated record. Gene Ontology annotation, biological process: DNA integration. Gene Ontology annotation, molecular function: nucleic acid binding. The transcript is spliced from 2 exons.
AUGCCUGUGGUCAAGGGCCGCAUUGGCGCGAGAAAAGUUACGGUACUUCGGGACACCGGCUGCAAUACAGUAGUCGUAAGAAAGAACUUGGUGCCCGUUGGGUGCUACACUGGGAACUGUAGCCCCGUAUAUUUACUGGACCGAACAGUGAAAUACUUACCUGAGGCGGAAAUUGUGAUCAACACACCCUUUCUGGCAGGAAAAAUCGUGGCGAAGUUCAUUGACAAUCCCCUAUACGACUUAGUGCUCGGCGAUCUUCCGCAAGUGAUAGAUCUCAACGAUUCGAACCCACAUUGGGGAUGCGAUCAACAGCGAAGCGACGAGAUGAAGACACCUAAUGUCCAGAAUGUUGGUCACCAGCUGGACAAGAAAGACGAGGUACCAGAGAGAAAGGACCACAAGGAAGCUUCUCCGGACGACUUGGAAAACACGUAUUUGGGAUUGAUAAUUCCGCCUUCAAGUACUGCGGGACUGGGAGAGUCAACGAAGAAUAAGCGUGGGAACAAAGCGGAACCUCCACUGAAUGUGCCACAGGUUCCGAUUCUCGAGACGACAUUCGAGAAGCUUUCGACAGAGCAGAGGAACGAUGCGUUCUUGAGGAAAUGUUUUGACAAGGUCGAAAAGGUGGUAAAGAAACACAAGUGUCAUACGAAGUAUGAAAUGGUGAUCAAGAACAACCUGCCCUUUCGGAGCUGUAUAUUUUCCACCGGGAGGAGUAUAGAGCAGCUGGCUCUCCCAGCAAGAUUCCGAACAAGUGUAAUAGCAUUGGCACACGAUGGUGUCAUUUCAGGCCACCAAGGCGCGAAGAACACGCUCGCGCUAACGGCUGAAGAGUUCUCUUGGCAGGGCAUGCAGAGGGACAUCAUGAGGUAUGUGCAUUCCUGCGAUGUAUGCCAGCGCACGGUGCCAAAAGGCAGAGUAGGCAAAGCGCCUCUUGGGACAAUGCCUGUCAUUGAGGCACCUAUCAAGAGAGUGUCGAUCGACAUCAUCGGUCCGAUCAACCCAUCUGCGAAUUCGGGCAACCGAUAUAUUCUGACCAUGGUGGAGGUUGCCACAAGGUAUCCGGAUGCUGUCCCAUUGAGAACCAUCGGCACGGAGAAAGUGGCAGGACCCUUUGUAGAAAUGUUCUCUAGGUAUGGAAUCCCAAAUAAAGUCCUUAGCGAUAGAGGUUCCUCCUUCACGUCAAACCUCAUGAAAGGGGUAAGCCGGCUGCUGUCCAUGAAGCAUCUCAUGACUACACCCUAUUAUCCGAUGGGGAACGGAUUGAUGGAAAGAUUCAAUGGGUCCAUCAAACAGAUGAUUAGACGAAUGUGUCAAGAAAGUCCCAAGGACUGGGACAGAGUUCAGGGACCUUCGGCCAUCCUUAAGGAGAUCUGGACCAACGAGGCGCUCGAAGACGACGUGAGGACGUCCUACGGUCACGUACUGGAGCUAAGAGAGAGACUACAAAGAACAUGCGAGUUGGCUCACCGCUUCUUGGAAAAGGCCAAGAUCAAAUACAAGGAGCACUAUCGCAAAAAUAGCGUCAAGCGACAGUUGAAAUAA